UGCUACUUUGUAAUGCAGCACUUUGACCAUGAUAACAUGAGUGAAUUAACAACAUCAUAUUUCAUUUAUUCCUUCGUUCCCUGCUGAUUCACCUGGGUUAGUUUCUAGCCAGUUUCCUCCCCUGGCUUUCAUCUUUAACUGCAUUGACCGUAGCACCCGGGACACCAUGGAUGAUGGCUAUAAGGUCUUGCAUGAAACCUUCGUGAGCGGCCAUACGGGCACCACGGCCCACGAGAUUCUUUGGGUCAGCGCUUUGCUGCCCCUGACUUUGUGCUUGUAUGGUAUGGUCAAUGUUUGGCGAAGGCCCUCCCAUCGCGCUCAUUUCCCGACAUCUGUGUUGGAAUUGGUGCUCAUUGGCUGUCCGUUAUUGCUCAGUUUAACUUUGUUCGCGGAGGUGACCUAUUACUUUGGAUUAAUUUUAAUAGCCAUUUUGGUCAUGGGUGUGGUGACCUUGCGAUCUACUUUAAUAAGCCGCCCAUGGCGAUUGUUUCUAAAUGAACGAUUUUCCCACGAUCGAUUUCUCCCCUACCUAACCAACUACCGGGCCGGUAUGCUCCUAACCACGGCUGUGUGCAUAUUGGCCGUGGAUUUUCCGAUUUUUCCGCGGAAGUUUGCCAAAACCGAGUCUUUUGGCUUUGGUCUGAUGGACAUUGGUGUGGGGUCGUUCGUGUUUGUGGGUGGAAUGUUCAGUCCCGCAGCCCAAAAAGUCACGGGCUCUUACUUCUCAAGAAUGCAAGGCGUAAAGAAAUCGUUGAUUCAAAGCCUUCCCUUGAUCGCUCUCGGCCUGUUUCGUGUCGUUCUAGUCAAAGGAUCCGGAUAUCACGAGCACCUCACUGAAUACGGAGUUCAUUGGAAUUUCUUCCUCACACUUGCUGUCACCAAAGUUUUGUCCUCGAUCUUAUUUUUAAUUGUUCCUGUGGAUUGGAGUUGGAGGGCCGCUUUAACUUUGAGUCUGGCCCAUGAGAGCGCAUUAGUGGUCAGCUAUUACGAUUGGGUGUUGGAGAAUCCGCCCAGGUAUGAUCUCGUGAAUGCCAAUCGCGAGGGCAUUGUCUCAAGUCCAGGUUAUUUGGCCAUACAUCUGGCCGGUGUGGCUUGGGGACGACAAUUUGCACGUCUGGAAAACAAAGUGCAAGAUCACAUCGGUCAGCUCAAGACCAUAGUUGUUUGGUCAUUGAUCAUGUGGAGCUCGCUGUAUUAUUCAUGCCACGAGUUGUUCCGUCCAACCUCAAGACGGUUUGCAAACUGGACUUACUUCAAUUGGAUGGUGGCUUGCAACUUAACCCUAAUUGGUUUGUUCCUUUUGGCUGAUAUUGUAAUUCUAUAUUUCCAAGAUUCAAAACCAAAAAUCAACCGGCACAAAUUCAAAGAUUCCAAUAGAAAAGCUACCCCACCCCAAACAAAAGUAAACCAAAUCACGGAUGCUUUGAAAUGGAUUCGUGUACCUCUCAUGAAUGAGGCAAUUAAUUACAAUGCAUUGUUUUAUUUCUUGUUAGCCAAUUUGUUCACUGGAUCAAUUAAUUUUAUAUUUCAAACCAUCAGGACGCCCACCUGUCCGUCUUUAUUGAUUUUGAUUGCAUAUGUCACAAUACUACACUUUAUUUCAGUAUUUCUCCACUCCGCAACUGUGCAAAUAAAGAUGUAAACAAUCAAUCAAUCAAUAAAUCGAAAAGUCGAAACAGUAA
Molecule: messenger RNA, 1682 nt
Organism: Tigriopus californicus
Lineage: Eukaryota; Metazoa; Arthropoda; Copepoda; Harpacticoida; Harpacticidae
Exons: 9
Coding region: 167-1642 (491 amino acids)
Biological process (GO): GPI anchor biosynthetic process; protein localization to plasma membrane
Cellular component (GO): endoplasmic reticulum; membrane
Molecular function (GO): glucosaminyl-phosphatidylinositol O-acyltransferase activity
Source: RefSeq, a predicted model, not a curated record